AUGCAAGCAACUUUAUGCAAGAUAGAAGGGGCGUUUCGUACUAGUCAAUGCCCCUCACACCUUAAAGUUGUAUUUGCUGUGGGAAUGCUUCGAAACAGUGGGAAAAGAUGGUGGGAUGAAUUGUUGGCAAUCAAGAAAGAGGCCUUGGAUAAUGUGGAGUGGCCCAAGUUUAAAACCGUGUUCUUCAAAGAGUUUAGGUCGGAGGUUGAAGUGACCAAGUUGAGAAGUGAAUUUCUUAAUGACUGUCAAGGCAAUUUGAGCUUGAAUGAAUUCCGAGCCCAGUUCCUGGACAAGGCACAAUUUUGUCCGGAAUUUCUUAAGAAUGAUCAAUUGCUUAAGGAGCAAUUUUAUUUGAAGUUGAGGAAAAGCUUGCGAGAGAAGAUUAUCCUACGUCAAAUGGAGUUUUUCUCCAUGUUGGCGGAUGUGGCUAGAGAUCAUGAGAUUAAGCAAUCUAGGGUGGAAGAAGGUGAUGUGAAAAGGAAGCAUGAAGAUACGAAUUUUCCCAACAAACGAUUUAGACAAGAGGGUAGCUACGGUAACAAUGCUACAAGAAGAAACAUCCCUUUUUGUUGA
This is a messenger RNA of Erigeron canadensis, 573 nucleotides long. RefSeq lists its product as uncharacterized. Lineage: Eukaryota; Viridiplantae; Streptophyta; Magnoliopsida; Asterales; Asteraceae. The coding region runs from base 1 to 573 and encodes 190 amino acids. The transcript has a single exon. The record is from RefSeq and is a predicted model, not a curated record.